Molecule: messenger RNA, 4638 nt
Organism: Sitophilus oryzae (rice weevil)
Lineage: Eukaryota; Metazoa; Arthropoda; Insecta; Coleoptera; Curculionidae
Gene: rin
Product: ras GTPase-activating protein-binding protein 2
Exons: 10
Coding region: 255-2024 (589 amino acids)
Cellular component (GO): cytosol; ribonucleoprotein complex
Molecular function (GO): mRNA binding
Source: RefSeq, a predicted model, not a curated record
UUUGUAUUUUGUUGCAAAGCUAAGGAGCAAGAACCUUAUCUUAACGAGUUACCGUAAAUUAUUUGUAAUUAUAUUUGCGUAUUGUUAGAGAUAAAGUGCAAUACUUAUCUGAUGAGACCCAGUGGUAAAUUUAUUUGCAUUUCUCCCAAGUUGCAUUUUUUUGGUGAAGGUCUCAUUAAUUUCGAUAUUUUGUAAUAAUAGAUACAGAGUACCGUAAGCUGACCGUUUUAAUUUACACCAAUAAAUCUAUAGGAAUGGUAAUGGAGGCUCCGCCAUCACCACAAAGCGUUGGACGUGAAUUCGUCAGACAAUAUUACACCUUGCUAAACAAGGCACCUACCCAUCUCCAUAGGUUCUACAACAAUCAAUCCUCCUUCAUCCAUGGAGGUUUGGAUGCGCCGAACCGCGAGACCAGCCCAGUGAUUGGCCAGAGGCAGAUCCAUAACAAGAUCCAGCAGCUGAACUUCCGCGACUGUCACGCUAAGAUCACUCAGGUGGACUCCCAAGCGACUUUGGACAGCGGGGUAGUUGUCCAGGUAACUGGAGAACUAUCCAACGCUGGACAGCCGAUGCGUCGGUUUACCCAAACUUUCGUCCUGGCAUCGCAAAGUCCCAAGAAGUACUAUGUACACAAUGACAUCUUCCGCUAUCAGGACGAAAUCAUUUCCGACGAGGAAUGCAACGGCGACGUGCGCUCCGAGCCCGAGGAGGAGACCCUAGAGCGGCCGCCCUUGGGCGACCCUCAGCCGCCCUUAGGUCAGGGCGUGGUACCCGCCCCCGGCUUGCCUCCCUUCUACGGAGGAGCUGUACCACCGACCGGAGCUCCCGUACCUCCGCUGGCAGCUCAACCAGCCGCUGCCGCUCCUCAUCAGGCCGCGGUGCCGCCCCAAGCGCACGUGCUGCCCCCGCAGCAACCGCAACUGGUGCAGUCUCCGCAGCCGGCUACCUUGAACGGACAUCCUGAGGAUUUGGGGGGCUUACCAGGCCAACCUUUAAGUGGACAAAUCCCACAGACAGUUCAAGCACCUUUAGGGACUGCUUUGCCCAUUCAACAACAAGGCUUGGGAAAUCAGCCUCUUAAUCCUCCAGUACCUGUCCCAAUUGAAGAACCACCACAAGAAAUCGAGGAACCAUUUGAACCCGUUGAAACCAUCGAUAACAGUUACGUAGAUGUCGCUGAAAUUGAACCCGAACAAGACAUACUACAGGAGCCAGCAUCCAAUGAACCAAAAACUUACGCCAAUCUACUGAAAUCGACAUCGUCAGGACCGGCCCAGUCAUACCAACCUAUAAACUCGUACAGACCACAGUCGCCACCCAACUUGGGAGGAAGGGGGCCUGCGCCCACCAAUGGUAGACCUGAUGGACCACGGCCAGGGGGUCCACCCAGAGGUGGUCCUAUUCAAAACCGUGGACCUAGGAUUAGUGAAGAUAGCGGUUUCGGUACAGACGACAGACGUCGCUCUCAAUCUUCGUCUUUUGGUCCGGCGUCCGACGCCAACCAGCUGUUUUUGGGCAAUUUACCCCACGCGGCCACCGAAGAAGAGUUGCGAGACAUCUUUGCCGAGUUUGGUUUGGUGGUGGACCUGAGGGUGCACAGCAAGCCAUCGCCCUUGGGCUUCAAGCCGGGACAAGGUAGGGCACCGCCCAACUACGGCUUCAUCACCUACGACAGUCAGCAGAGCGUCAGCAACUGUUUGGCAGCUAAACCCAUAUACUACCCGAAGAACGACAUCAACGGCACCAUGCUGAACGUGGAGGAGAAGAAGAACAAGGAACGCGACGGGGGCCGGCCUUCGUACGGUAACAACAGUGGCGGCGGCGGUCGUUUGGGCCAGGAUAACCGACCCAGCGGCGGCAGAGGGGACAUGCAACGAAGAGGCAUGGGUCCGGGAGGUCCCCGCGGCGGCCCCGGCGGUCCCCAGGGCGGCGGCAACCGGCCCCAAGGCGACCGGUACAGAGGCGGCGCUGGCGGCGGGCCCGUGAACCGCGGAGGACCCAACCCGGCUUACAAUCGCCGCUAGGGGGCGCUCAGCGUUUUUUAUUUCUACACACGCGUCGUAUAAUAGACACUCCGCUCGUGCGUUUUGGAGUUACUGUGCGUCGUCGUCCCGUACGGACGCGUACUACCGGACAUCUACCUUUAGGAAGUUCAAUUUUUCUACUUUAGGGGAAUUUUCGGGUGCUUGGUUCUUGUAUGUUCUUGUCUAAGAUUUGAAGGGGUUUACGGUGGGGUAUCGGGCAGUACUUCAAACUGUGGCGCAUAUUAAAUAGAGGGUGUUUCAAGAAACUCAUUCAAUAAAGUUAGCAAUCUGUUUAUAAUUCUUUUUUUUUCGGUAAAAAACGGCAAAAAAAAUACAAGAAAAAUUACGGAAUGGAUAUGGAAUGGAAACGGAAGGUAUAGCGAGAAUCAACCUUUAAUAGUAACACACGCAGAAGACUUUAAGAUAUAUAUUUUGUUUUGAAUAAUUAUCAACUGAAAUUCUUCUCUUCACUUAUUGAUUAUACUGAAUUUUACAAGAAAUUUAUGAAUUAAAACUGCCUAAAUAUUAAAAAAUCAUAUAAAUGUAUUUAUUUUUUUAAAAUGCUGCAGUAUUGAAAAGAAAAACUAAUAUAAAGUUUAAAAAUUUCGAGCAAAAAGGUACUGUCUGGAACUACCCCGAAGGGACGCCACUGUCGAUAACUUUUUUAUAAUUUAUAGAAAAGAAAAUAAAUGUUUCGUUUAUUUGAUAAAACCAAUUCUACCUCAUGAUGCUGCCCAAAAAUUAUUUAUUUCUUUUGUCAUGGAUAACUGCAUAAAGUACCGUAUGAGGAAAAAAAAAACGGCGUCGUGUUACCUUGGAAAUGACGGUCGAUGUUUAUUUUUGGGGUUACUUGACGCUGUUUUUUUUCCUAGAUCAUACGGUAUUUUUUGUUUGCACAUCUACAACGAACUAAGUUUUCGUGUUUUUAUUUUCUAUUAACGGCGAGAAGACAAACGGGAACUAAGCAUUUCGAAGGUUUCAAACUUUUUAACGGAAAUACGCAAGUUAUCAAUACAAUAUCCGGUUUCGUAGUUUUCCUAUUUGCGAGAAAACCAUUUCCUCUGCGUUUUCUCGAAAAGUACUUUAAUACUAAUAAUUUUUCGUUUCGAAGCAAUCCAGAACUACGAUUUGAUACCGUUUGUUUCGGAUAGUACAAUCGAACUACUUUACAGAAAACAUCCUUUUUACGUUUUUAAACAUAAAAAGUAAUCUUAUAAGGAAUAUAUUAAGUUUUUAUUUAAUUUUCGAUCGUGGUACAAAUGAACUACUGUGAAAAAAUUAUAUAUAUUCUGUGGUACAUUAUCUCUAUCUGUCAAAAUAAUUAUUUUUGUCUGAAAUAGUUGUGUCAGUCAUAGUAAGGAAUUAAAUCGUAGUUCGACUGCGAAUUGAUACUGUAUUUGAGUAUCACAGUAGUACAAUUGAACUACUUCAUAUACAUUUCUUUUCCGAGGUCUUUAAAAUUAUCAAGAAUUUUACGAAAUGACUACUUAGUUUAUUUUGAGAACGGUAAAAAUGACCUACAGUCAUAAUAAAAAUUCUUACAUUUCUGUUUAAUUUGUUUUUAUACAGGCCGGGUCAAUUGAACUACUCAAGUUUUGAGGUUGGUACAAACGAACUACUGUAUAGAAAAUUUUGUUUUAUUCUGAAAUUUCAGGAUUUCAUUCUAAAUUGUGAACUGUGAAUAGACACUGUAUUUAGACUAGGACAAUUGAACUACUUUAUAUAGUGUUUUGUCAGGUUUUUAAAUUAACUAAAACUUACAAGGCAGUUUUCUGUUUUUCUUUGACAGUGAUACAAAUGAACUAUUGUAAAAAUUAAUAUUGUUUGAUCAAAUAUGUGUUUUACUUAGGUAAAUUCAAUUGAACUAUUCGAGUUUUUAUGGUGGUACAAACGAACUACUAUACAGAAAAUUUUGUUUUAUUCUGAAAUUUCAGUAUUUCAUUCUAUGUUGUGGACUGUGAAUAGACAAUGUAUUUAGACUAGGACAAUUGAACUACUUUAUAUACUGUUUUUUCAGGUCCUUAAAUUAUUCAAAAACUUACGAGGCAGUUUUCUAUUUUUCUUUGAUAGUGAUACAAAUGAACUAUUGUAAAAAUUAACAUUGAUUAAAAAUGUGUUUUAUUUAGGUAAAUUCGAUUGAACUAUUCGAGUUUUUUAUGGUGGUUCAAACGAACUACUAUAUAAAAAAUCUUAAUUUUUCUAUACAGAAAUUUGAUUGUAUAUUGUGAAUUAUAAAUAAAAACUGUAUUUAGGCUAGGACAAUUGAACUACUUUAUGUCUUAAGGCAUUUUUUGUCAAUUUUAAUCUAACCAGGACGAUUAUACCUAUAUUUUAUGCAUGUAUUAUUCGUUUCACUGUCGGUACCAAUGAACUACAAAAUAUACAGACACGUUUCGAAUGGUAUUAAAUCGUAGUUUUAACAACAAAAAAAUUGUUCUCUGUCAUAAUAACAAAACAGUUAUUAUAACCUUAGUUUUAAUUUUUUAGUGAUUUAAGUGAGUGCCAAUAACGAGGUGGACUUAGGAUUAAAUUGAAGCCGUUUUUUUUUGUUUUUUUUUGUAUCGUGUGAUUGAUGGGAGAUCAAUGGAAGUUAGUAAAGCACUUGUAUGAUUUA